Messenger RNA from Exophiala viscosa, 1469 nucleotides. Its product is annotated as exoribonuclease. The transcript has a single exon. Gene Ontology annotation, cellular component: nuclear exosome (RNase complex); cytoplasmic exosome (RNase complex). The coding region runs from base 249 to 1307 and encodes 352 amino acids. Gene Ontology annotation, biological process: TRAMP-dependent tRNA surveillance pathway; U5 snRNA 3'-end processing; U4 snRNA 3'-end processing. Gene Ontology annotation, molecular function: mRNA 3'-UTR AU-rich region binding. NCBI's taxonomy places the organism in Eukaryota, Fungi, Ascomycota, Eurotiomycetes, Chaetothyriales, Herpotrichiellaceae. The record is from RefSeq and is a predicted model, not a curated record.
CCAAUUUUAACCCCGGCAUUUUGCGGGGAGAGUUCGUCAACUUUUUUGAACAGCCAUUUGAAGCAUGACUUCAAGAACUUCCACUCGCACCAUUGUCACUGUGACUCUCGCGAUAUACCAGUUUUCGGAUUCGACCUCAUCGAGGCUCCACGCCUCAGCCACUCCUUCAUCACGAGCGAGAGUGUGCCACGCCGGGCGACUCUAGACCAUCCUCCAAUCCUUCUCACCACUGCCAAAUAUCAAGCGCAAUGCCAUCCCUAACGAGCUCCCUUCCCUUCUCGCCCGCCGAGCUAGCAUACCUUCACACCUCCCUAUCAUCUAUUCCACCAAUCCGUCCCGACGCCAGAGCCUCAGCAACUGACUUCCGGCCCCUCCACGCCGAGACAGGAGUUUUGCCCUCAGUCAAUGGCAGCGCACAUGUGGGCUUUAGCGACGGGCGCGAAGCGAUCGUCGGAGUAAAACUCGAAGUUGAGAGAACGGUACAGAAUACUACACGAUUCAUCUCCAAGCCUGACGGUGAUGAGGAUGGCGCAGGAGCAAUGGAUCUUGACAAUGCGACCACAAAGGCGGCGAGUAGUGGUAAAGGAAGGCAGGAAUGGAUCACACUGAGCCUCACACUCCCCGGUCUACGAGACGACGAUGCCAAUCUAGUCUUUCUCGAAGAAAUGCUGCGCGAACCACUCGUUGUGGGUGGCGGAUUACAAGACAGUCUCGUGAUCAACGCGAGGUGGCACUGGCAUAUAUACAUUGAUGUCCUGCUUAUUUCACCGAAUGGACUCGCGAGUUAUCCGUUGCCAUUGCUCAGUACGGCGAUGCACCUCGCUCUACGGGACACGAGGGUUCCGAGACUGAAGAGCGAGGGUGAAGAGGAUCCUGUGGCGGAUGAUGAUUGGAUGGCAAGCAGGUAUCUCUACUCACGCAGUGGUGGGAGUACAAAACCGCCUGUCACGCUGCUUGUCGUCGUUGUUGGGGAGAACGUCAUUUUCGAUCCGAGCCGCGAAGAGCUUGUUGUUGCGGAUGCCGUUGUUGCUGUGAGUGUGAGUCAGACUGAAAGGGAGGAAAUGAGGGUGCUUGCUGUACGAAUGAUUGAUACGCCGGCACGGGAUACGAUGAGGGGGGUGCCGCUGGCUGGGGAGGCGGGCGAGGGUGUGGAUGUUCCUGGGGUUUGGAAGCCUAGGCUUGGUGGGGUCAAGAGGAGUGUUUUGAAGGCUGUGGUGAAGGGUGUCAUUGCUGGCGGUGUCGCUGGGGAUGUUAUGAGUGGGUUGGACGGGUUUGUGAGUUUGGAGGGGAACGCGGCGGUGGGUUGAGUGGUAAGACGAAGAGAAGGGACAACAGGUUUGAAGCCCUGUCUGUUUGUGUCAUUGACGCAGUGGUUGUUGCUUGGAGGGAGAGGUCGGUGGCAUGGCGUUCGACGUGCUCACGUUUAGAGAAGCAGACUUUGAACCCAGUGAUGAGAAGACAACAACGCU